Molecule: messenger RNA, 1832 nt
Organism: Branchiostoma belcheri (Belcher's lancelet)
Lineage: Eukaryota; Metazoa; Chordata; Leptocardii; Amphioxiformes; Branchiostomatidae
Product: solute carrier family 35 member E2-like
Exons: 7
Coding region: 396-1727 (443 amino acids)
Cellular component (GO): Golgi apparatus
Molecular function (GO): antiporter activity
Source: RefSeq, a predicted model, not a curated record
CACGCCAGGUGAGUUGUCGCGGUGCGUGCCGGGAAGGCAAGAUGGCUGCGCCCUGUUCCGGGUUGCCGAGUUGUCGAACCAGCUCGACCGGGACGCAGGAGUGUUUUACAAAACCACGACAGCUCCGGGUCGGGACAACAUUCGGUUCCACCACCUAUUGCUGAAGAAUUAAAUCCAACAGUACUAACUGCUGAACUGUGAAGAAAACUUGAAACAUCCCGAAAGAAUUUCUACAAGUUUGAACAAACAAAAAAUCUCCAUUCCUUAUUCAGAACUGCACAUCCUUCCAAAACGCCAUAUCAACCAUUCCUUGAGUACCAGUGGUUCCAGUACAGUUUCUUAAACACUUAGAGUUAGAGUCUUGAAAACAAACGACGACACUUAAAGUAUUAAGCAUGGAAGAAGUACGCAUCGAAGAUGAGACAGAAGUACGGAGGGACUCGUUCGAAAACGAUCACGGUCGGAAGCGAACUCCCUCAGGCGACCACAGACAUUCCAGCCGAGCCCGAAGCUACUCCCACUCGGAAAAUGAGCGUUACCCUUCCACGGACAGGACACUGCCCCACCGGUCUAGUUUCGGGGACGGUUCAACCGACGGCAGCGUCGCGAACGAUUCGUUCGAUGCUCCGCGAAGCUACAGCCACUCCGAGAUGCUUCACGACCCGAAACACUUAACCAUCAACGAACAGGAGCUGAUCAAAAUCACACAGAUGCAAGUCGAGUCGAAAGACGCCACUCCAGAAAACAAGGGUCUCCUAGAGAAGGGGGCUGUCAUCUUCCUCUUCCUGUGGUACUUCUUCAGCUUCUGUACGCUGAUCUUGAACAAGUACAUCCUGUCAGAGAUGGACCUGAAUGCUCAGUUCCUGGGGGCGUGGCAGAUCUUGUGUACGACGGUGUUCGGGUUUAUCCAGCUGAGACUUCCGUGCGGACAGACGGGCAUCGGGCGAGCGCCGGGGCGGAAAUCUGUUCCUCCGAACUUCCUGUUCAACAUGACCAUAGGCGGAGUUCUCAGAUUUGGGACCACAAUUCUGGCUCUCCUAGCGCUGAAGAACGUCGCCGCUUCGUUUGUGGAAACGAUCAAGAGCACGGCUCCGAUGUUCACGGUCCUCAUCACGUGGAUGAUGCUGCGGGAGAAGACGGGAUUCUGGGUCUCGCUCUCCCUCAUCCCCAUCAUGGGGGGUCUGGCGCUCUGCUCGUCCUCAGAACUCAGCUUCAACACCAUCGGAUUCAUGGCUGCCAUCUCUACCAACAUCGUGGAAUGCUUUCAAAAUGUUUUCUCCAAGAAGCUGCUAAGCAAUGACAAACAUAAAUAUUCACCCCUGGAGCUGCAGUUCUACAUGAGUAGUGCAGCCCUGGUCCUCCUGGUACCAGCCUGGUUCUUUGUUGACCUCCCUCUGAAGCAGCUGUACAUCGGGCGCGGCAGGAGGAGGCAUCUGGACAGACACAUCCUCAUGGCCCUGCUGUUCGACGGCGUCUCGUUUCACCUGCAGAGUGUGACCGCGUACGCACUCAUGCAGAGGAUAUCACCUGUCACACACAGUGUGGCUAACACAGCUAAGCGAGCCCUGCUGAUCUGGCUGAGUGUUCUCGUGUUCGGCAACACGAUAACCGUACUGAGCGGGCUGGGGUCCAUGGUGGUCCUGGCCGGAGUCGUGCUCUACCAGCGAGCAUGCGAUGCCGAGAAACGCAGAAGAGCCGAGGAAAUCCAGGACCAAUCAGAAUCGUAAAAAAGGACCGAUAAGAAUCAUGAUUGUCAGACUUUCAACUUCUUAUGAUAUCAUGAAUGUUCAUCUGUGUUGGUAGUUAGAUGUUUGACGUUAAAACUUUAGAUC